AUGGACCCCAAGGACCGCAAGAAGAUCCAGUUCUCCGUGCCCGCGCCCCCCAGCCAGCUCGACCCCCGCCAGGUGGAGAUGAUCCGGCGCAGGAGACCAACCCCUGCCAUGCUGUUCCGGCUCUCAGAGCACUCCUCGCCAGAGGAGGAGGCCUCACCCCACCAGAGAGCCUCAGGAGAGGGGCACCACCUCAAGUCGAAGAGACCCAACCCCUGUGCCUACACACCACCCUCGCUGAAAGCUGUGCAGCGCAUUGCUGAGUCUCACCUGCAGACCAUCAGCAACCUGGGUGAGAACCAGGCCUCAGAGGAGGAGGAUGAGCUGGGGGAGCUGCGGGAGCUGGGCUACCCAAGAGAGGAAGACGAGGAGGAGGAGGAGGAUGACGAAGAAGAGGAGGAGGAGGAGGAGGACAGCCAGGCUGAAAUCCUGAGGGGCAGCAGGGGGUCUGCUGGGCAGAAGACUACUUGUGGCCAAGGUCUGGAGGGUCCCUGGGAGCGCCCGCCUCCUCUGGAUGAGCCCCAGAGAGACGGAAGCUCUGAGGACCAAGUGGAAGAUCGGGCAUUAAAUGAACCUGGGGAGGAGCCACAGCGCCCUGCUCACCCUGAACCUGGCACAUAG
Messenger RNA from Mesoplodon densirostris (Blainville's beaked whale), 618 nucleotides. RefSeq names its product protein phosphatase 1 regulatory inhibitor subunit 1B (gene PPP1R1B). Gene Ontology annotation, cellular component: cytoplasm. Gene Ontology annotation, biological process: intracellular signal transduction. Gene Ontology annotation, molecular function: protein phosphatase inhibitor activity. The transcript is spliced from 7 exons. NCBI's taxonomy places the organism in Eukaryota, Metazoa, Chordata, Mammalia, Artiodactyla, Ziphiidae. The record is from RefSeq and is a predicted model, not a curated record. The coding region runs from base 1 to 618 and encodes 205 amino acids.